UAUUAUGAGCGUCCAAAAACCUUCCAGCACCCAGACUUUUUCAUGUAUCAUUCCGUAAAGCAACUGGCCGGGAAUUAAAUCAUUAGGAUUAUGCAAAAACGACUGAAAUGGAUGAAAUAAUCUAAUGGAUUUUUAAAUGAACAGCUGGAUCCUACUUUGGUGAGCCUUCCCCCUCUACUCUUGUUGCUCAGAGGAUAGUGCUUUGCUGGAGUCAUUUGAGAAUAGAGCACAGGGACCGAUCGACAGACGGUUGCAACAGGUGCAAACUGUUCCCGAGCAUCAUCGCUGACCUGUCAUUGAGGACAUCUCAUUGAACAGUCCUACAAAAUUUUCACAUUUUUGCGGGUGACCGUCUCGUGCGUCACGCUCAGAAUGCCUGUCCUGAUGAGUCCGGAGAUCGCCUCCAAGUUUAAGGAGAAAUGGCUGAAAUUACAGCCAGAGAACCAGGACACCGCAGCCGGGUCAGUGCACCUGGACGACAGCCUGACCAGCCUCCACUGGCUUCAGAACUUCUCCAUCCUCAGCACUAACUCAGAAAGAUCCACCGGCUCCGGUUGCCCCUCACAGCACCUGGUCUCCUACCACCAGCGCCUGUACCCCCCGGGCACCGACUCCCCGUCUAGCCCUCCAGCCGGAGACACUGCCGCUACCGGGAUGCCUCUCUGCCUCGGGAGCCCCGUUACCUCUGGCAGUAACUCCACCGAUGCGCGUUUGGUGAAUUAUCCACACCACCAAACCACAACCUACCCUCACCUCAACCACCACAUCACGCAGAUCAUCCCACCAGAGGAGAUUGACUUUAAAACGAACCCCAAAGUCAAACCGCCUUAUUCCUAUGCCUCUCUCAUCUGUAUGGCCAUGCAGGCCAGCAAGAAGCCCAAGGUGACUCUUUCCACCAUCUAUAACUGGAUCACAGACAACUUCUGCUACUACAGACAUGCUGAGCCCAGCUGGCAGAACUCUAUCCGCCAUAACCUCUCGCUCAACAAGUGCUUCAUGAAAGUUCCGCGGCAGAAGGAUGAACCAGGGAAAGGAGGCUUCUGGCAGAUCGACCCUCAGUACGCUGACAUGUUCGUCAACGGAGUCUUCAAGAGAAGGAGAAUGUCCUCCAGCCACUACAACACCGACAGGCAGAGCAAGCUCCUACACAACCAGGAAACUGGCUACCACAGAGCCACUCAGCGGGGCCAAGAUGGCUACCACUACCAAGGAGCUGGAGCCGGCAACAAGCGUAAACAACCUUCUCCAAAGCAAAACAGCAAGAUGGCGCGGGCACCCAAAUCCCCACUGUUAUCCACGGAGGCCCACAGCGCAGAUGUAGUUCUGAGGGGAGACUUUGACCUUGUAUCUGUGUUUGACGAUGUCCUCAGUGGAAACUGCAGUACAUUCGAAGACCUGGACAUCAACACUGCUCUGAGCUCCCUGGGCUGCGAGCUGGAUCUGACCCUGCAGGAGAGGCACUCUGUCGGGCUGGGGAGGUGGUGUGGAGAGGGGGACAACCAGACCCAGACCCAUGACUCUUGUGGCUACAUGGAGCUGAGUGGCUCAGUGGGAUGUAAUAGUAGUAACAUAGGGAACAUUUACAUUCAACAGCAGCAGCUGAACCAGGAUCAGUUGUUACAGACCCACCUGCACCAGUUUGAGGAGGUGACUCUGUUCCCAGAGCAGCAGGAGGUGCACCCCUGGGAGGAGAUGAAGGAGGAAGUGCAGGCCAUCCCUCAGACUCUGGAUCAGGGCUUUGGUCUGUGUGAAGGAUUCUUCUCAGAGAUACAACCCUGGGAGAGGGCUGAGGCCUACCUGUGACAGACCAACCACUGUUGAACCAAUGCUUACGCCAGCCCUUAACCAAGCGAUUCAGGCCCUAGCCACGACUUCCUUAUCGUAAAUGCUGGGACAGGUGAUUCAGGAGACUGCUGGUCAUUCAUGUCCUGUCCAUGCAGUUCCUUCAGACUAUGGCUAAAGACUGGGUUGUUGUGGUUUGAAGGAGCAUGUUGUAUUCGUUUCACAAGACAAUGAAAUACUAUUGGUCUUACCUUCUGCUAUGUGCUCCACACUCCAAACAGAUAUGCACUCUAUUGGCUUGUGGGGCAGACCUACAUACAGACUACUAUUUUUCUACAUUAGCAUCAUGAAAUAUUAUAUACAUAAAAUGUAUUUUUUUCUUGUUUGUUUUUGCAUUAUGUUUUUGAGAGAUCUAUGCUGUAUGUUUAUGACUUUAUGAAUAUCUAUGUUUCUGGUUUGAUCGCUGACUAGAGAAGGCAAUGAAGUCAAAUGCAGUACUUAGUGUUGGGUCAUAGUCAAACCGAUUGAUUCAAUUUCAAUGUGUUUUUCAACUAAUCAAUUUAAUAUAUAUAUAUAUAUAUCGAUUAGAGUCUACGAUAAGAGCCUAGAUGGCCAUGUGUCUUGAGUCAUAGGCUAUGGCAAAGCAGAAAGAGGGACAGAAAUGAACUGAAAUGCCUCAAUCAGAAUACCCAAGCAUAUGCACUUUGAGUGACAACAGGUAUGUUUGAGGAUAGAAAAUAUUUCUGCUGUGCAUCCGAAUGCUAUUUGCCCUUGUUCCAUAAAACAUGCAAUGUCACAGAUUCAGCGUGCACACACCAUCAUUUGACAGCAACACCACAGCCUUCGUAGGCACUGACGGUUUUGUUCAAGUUUUCAAGUUUUCUGCCAAUCUUACAUUUGAUUGAACUCUGUUAAUGAGUCUGUUCAGGAUAUACUGAGGAAAUCUGAAUUCUCUCACUGGGUGAUUGGCUUCCAUUUUGUGAUAAUGAUUACAGAUUUUUGAUUUAUUACGUCAAACUACGAUAAAUAUACAAAUGAACAACAAUGGACUGUUUUAGUUUUUUGAAAGAUGAUUCAUUUAAAAUGGUAUGUUGUUUGGGAACACAGAUGAACCAAUGAAAAGGCUUGUGCUCUAGAAAGGGUUGCUUUUCUUGAGUCAAUUGUGAAGAUCAAAUCAACCUUUAUACAACGUCAUUCUGUUGUUUUUAUUUGUACUCUUAGAAGUUGUUAAAAAUGCAAUCAUGCCUCAAUGCAAUAAAUGUUGUCAAUUUA
Salvelinus fontinalis (brook trout) is the source of this 3054-nucleotide messenger RNA. RefSeq names its product forkhead box protein J1-B-like. NCBI's taxonomy places the organism in Eukaryota, Metazoa, Chordata, Actinopteri, Salmoniformes, Salmonidae. Gene Ontology annotation, molecular function: sequence-specific DNA binding; DNA-binding transcription factor activity. The transcript has 3 exons. The record is from RefSeq and is a predicted model, not a curated record. Bases 373 to 1803 code for a protein of 476 amino acids. Gene Ontology annotation, biological process: regulation of DNA-templated transcription.